AUUAUUUUGGCGGUUUGAUUCUUCCACGCUGCCCUGUUAAGUUCGAGAGGUGUAGAAGCUGCCUGUUUACGGAAAUUUGGAUCAGAACACUAAUUGAUUCCGCAGCCAGGUAACAGCUCAUUAAAGCUAAAUAUGGCCACUACAAAAGAGUACACCAACGAAGAACUGAAUUAUUACCGGAUUUGCUAUCUCACCACUGAUAUAAUUACCGAGGGUCUGCGAACAAUCUUCAAACAGGAAUGGAAUAGUCGUCACAAGGCAACAUUAGGUGAAUGGAAAGACAAGCCAAAAAAUGGUCAGGACUUCAAGAACAGUGAAUCUCCACGCAAGCAAAGGGAAAAAGCCCAUCUUCUGGACACCAUGGUCAAUGGAAACAGUGCUGAAUGGGAUUGUACCAUGCUUUUUUAUGCCAUUCUUUUCUCCGAUUGUAUUGGGAAUGGUCUCAAUCCAACUAUAAAAUCAAAAGUGGAUGAUCUCAGAAAGUUCCGUAAUGAAGAUUUUGCACACAUGCCACACGGCCACCUCACAGAUGCAGAGUUUCAAAAUGCUAUCAAUAAAGUUGAAGUAGCCUUCCAAGCUCUUGGCCUCUCCACACACCAAAUUCAAGUGGUUUACCAUCAGACAAGUUUCCCCACUGAGGAACUGAGUAAUGUGUUAAAAAAGGUUGAGGUACUUGAAGCUCAGUUAAACAAAGAAAUUUCGUCCUUCUGCGUCCUUCCGCCUAAACCUUCACACGAAGUUGCAAAUCGUGAAUUUGAGGUGGCUGGAAUUUCAAAACAGUUGGAAGAGCUCAAAGAGGCCAAUGAGAACAGAUUGAGUUACUUGUACAUCUCUGGCAACCCAGGAAGUGGCAAAUCUCAGUUAGCUGGUCUCGUGGGGAAGAGAUACUUUGAUGUAGUAAAUUCAAUUCCAAAUUCUACAGUUUUUGUGAUGACGGCAAAUGCUGAAAGCCCAAGCACUCUUCUAGAAUCGUAUAUCUCCUUGGCGCGAAAGCUUAAGUGCCCAGAAUAUGCCACUACUAACACACUUAACUCUCCAGAUUUAAACUCAGAUGAGAAGAUUGCUCAUAUGAAGUCCUUAAUUGGCACAAAAAUCCAGCUUUACAGCUCUUGGCUCCUAGUUGUUGACAACGUCAAAAGCAUUUCUAAGAUUCAUGCGUAUUUGCCAGAGUCUGGAGAUGAACAGUGGGCAAGGGGUCAGUUGUUGAUCACAACACAAGACACCAUGUCUGUUCCGCCAAUGAACUCUUUUACUAGUCAUUUAUCUUUUAGCAAAGGUAUGGAGCCCCAUGAUGCCAUGACCUUACUUGAAAAGCUUUCUGGUAUCUCAGAUUAUGACACAAAGAAGCUUGCACAAGUAUUAGACUACCAGCCGCUUGCCUUAGCAAUUGCCGCAACCUAUGUCAGAGAGGCUCAGCAGAAUAGAGCGAAUUUUGGAUGGAGUGAUUACCUAAAAAGACUUGAGGAAGGCCGAAGAGGGGCGACUGCAAACAUUUUCAUUGAAACUAACCAAACUUACCCAAAAUCAAUGACUGAGGUAUUAGAGAUAGCUGUUCAAGAGGCAAUGGAAUCCACCAAUGUUGUACUCAAGCACACUGUUACUUUGUUGUCCUUGUGUGCAGCACAGCCAUUAAAUCUUGAGAUAGCAGUAAAUUACAUUUGCAAUGUAGAAAUAGAUUUGCAAGAUGAAGAAAACAUUAGGAUGAAGAUUCGAAGAUGCCCUCUGUUGCUAUUUGACGAAGAGGAGAGUGGUGUCUGCAUUAGAGUACAUCAGGUUACACACGAUGCUAUCUGCAGGUUGAUAAAAGCAAAGUCUGAAGAAGGUGAAUUAUUAGCCUUAAAUGCGACGGUUGAGGCCAUGUUCAAGUUUCUGAAAGAUAAAAAUGAGCUAAUUGGCUUGAAAAAAUUUUAUUCAUGUGAGAAAGGCAGACAUAUUGAACUUCAUGCUAGCACAUUGAUGAGAAAAAUUGGAAGAUUUGAAUAUUUAAAGGAAAACAUUUCUGAGGUUGCAGGAAAUGAUAUCUAUAAAAUGUUUUGUGAUGUACACAUUAAGGCAGUAGCCUUAUCUCUUCGUGUUCAGGCUGAAAUUCUAGAAAUAGAAUAUCAUGAUGGUUUAUCAGGAUUGUGUAUAUUAGUCUGAGAAAGCUUGGAUCACAGCAUUCCCUUGUUGCAGGGACCUUAGUGACCUGGAUCAAGCCAACAAGUAUCAUGAUCAUGCAAUGAUUAUUCAUCGAGAAAAUCUCAGAACUGAAGAUAUCUAUUCUUCAACAUGCAAUAUCCUGUGAGAUAUGUUUGAAAGUGUGGGUAAUCUUUCUCAUGGAAAAGAGCAGCUGCUGCAUCAUGCAGCAGCUAAAUUAUACUUGAACGAUUCAGUACAGUUUUAUGAGGCAAUUAAUUCAAACCUUCAACAUCUCUCCUCCUCCCUCCCUGAAACCCAUGGGCAUUUGAUUGUUGUCUGUACCUGGGGGGUGGGGAAUUUAAACCAGAACUGUCAAGUCUUUCCAGACUUCCAGCAGAAUGUUGAAGCUUUGAUUUGAUCAUUGCACCAGUCCAGUUAAAAAUUUAAUUGCUUGAGAACUCUCUGCUAUUAAUGGGUGGAUUUUGUUUACAAUAGAAAUUAAGCUUCAACACAUCCACGAUUAGUGACAAAAAAAAAAAACUGUCAG
Molecule: messenger RNA, 2665 nt
Organism: Pocillopora verrucosa
Lineage: Eukaryota; Metazoa; Cnidaria; Anthozoa; Scleractinia; Pocilloporidae
Source: RefSeq, a predicted model, not a curated record